AUGCAGCCAGAGGCAAGAGACAGAAGUGUGCCUAAAGAAAUACAAGGCAAAAGGCCACACUAUUGCCUGAUGCCCCAUCACCAACAAGGAGACCUCCAAUCAACCCCAGAUUCGACCCAAGAAUGCAUCUGCCUCCUGCACCACGAACUCUUCAACCUUCCUGAAAUCCAGCACCUUAUUCCCAAUCCCUCACCUUCUCCUUACCACCACAUUCCCGCUCCCCAACCUCCUCCAACCCCUAUGGAAAUUCCCCCAACCCCUACACCGCCAGUUGUUCCUGUUCUACCUGUCGAAGCAGGAACCCAGACAUAA
This is a messenger RNA of Macrobrachium nipponense, 312 nucleotides long. Its product is annotated as amelogenin-like. NCBI's taxonomy places the organism in Eukaryota, Metazoa, Arthropoda, Malacostraca, Decapoda, Palaemonidae. The record is from RefSeq and is a predicted model, not a curated record. The transcript has a single exon. The coding region runs from base 1 to 312 and encodes 103 amino acids.